Rubroshorea leprosula is the source of this 2003-nucleotide messenger RNA. NCBI's taxonomy places the organism in Eukaryota, Viridiplantae, Streptophyta, Magnoliopsida, Malvales, Dipterocarpaceae. The record is from the annotation of a GenBank genome assembly.
CCCCACGUUCACAAAACAAAUACCCCUUUCUUUCUCUCCCCAUAUAGCUAGCCCCUCAAGUGUCAUUUUCUCACAUAUACUUCACACAAAAGAAACAACCAUUCACUUCAUACACCUUGUCAUUUCUUCUCCUUCCUUUCUCUCUCUUUUCUCUCUCUUUAGUCCUUUCUCUCUCUCAAUCUCUAAUCCCUGCAACCACUCCCCCCAUCAAAAUUCAUCAAACCCAUCUCAAGAAACCCCCAGAAAUCUCUCCUAAAAAAUACUCAGAACCCUUUUGCUACAUAGAUCACAGUAUUCCAUCCUUCAUAGCUAGCUAGACAGCUACAUAUAGUUAAUAUACAACCACACCACAAUAAGAAGAAGAGGAGGAGAAACAAGGAGAACAGAAAGAGAGGAAGAAGAGAAAAGGGUUUUGUUUUGUUGGGUUUGUUUCUGAGGAUGGAGCUGUUUCCAGCACAACCAGAUUUAUCCUUGCAAAUCAGUCCACCAAACAGUAAACCAGCAUCCACAUGGAGGAGACCAGGAACAGAAGAGAACAUGGAUUUGGGGUUCUGGAGGAGAGCUCUGGACUCAAGGAACUCCAUGUCCUCAAUGGCAAAACCAGACACCUGUUUUGAGCUCUCUUUAUCCAAUCCAAGGGUUUCUGAGUCCAACUCCAACCACCUUCACCUCUUUCAAAAUAGUAACCCCAAUUGCAAUGGUAAUCUCUUUCAUUCCUAUCACCAAAACCACUAUAGUAGUACUCUUCACCAACAUCCGGUACUUUAUCAACAUCAACAGCACCAUCAUCAUCAUCAACAAGGGUCCUUAGGACCAGAACUUGGUUUCUUGAGACCCAUAAGAGGAAUUCCGGUCUAUCAAAACCCUCCUCCUCCCACUGCUUUCCCAUUUGCUCAGCAGCCUUUGGAUUCUCCUUCUUCUUUGGGGAGUACUAAUAACAGCAACACUAGCAGUAACUUGAGCCCUUUUCAGAUGAGAUCGAGAUUUAUGUCGAGGUUUCCAGCUAAACGCAGCAUGAGAGCUCCAAGGAUGCGGUGGACUACUACACUUCAUGCUCGCUUUGUUCAUGCUGUUGAGUUAUUAGGUGGCCAUGAAAGAGCUACACCCAAGUCCGUUCUUGAGCUAAUGGAUGUCAAAGAUCUCACCUUGGCACAUGUUAAAUCUCAUCUACAGAUGUAUAGAACGGUGAAGACAACAGACAAAUCAGCUGCUUCUUCAGUUUCUGGGCAAUCAGAUGCUUUUGAGAAUGGAUCCUCGGGAGAUACUUCUGAGGACUUGAUGUUUGACAUUCAGAACCCAAGAAGGUCUGAACUAUCCUCUGUUCAACAGGGAAGACCAAAUGUUCAUCACCAAGAAAAGGAUCAGUACCAUGGCCUAUGGAGUAAUUCUUCAAGCAGGGAAGCCUGGUUGCAUGGGAAACCAAAGGAUUCUGGUGGAAACUUGCCAUCUCUUGAGAAGGAUAUGGAUCCAAAGUGCUUGAGCCAUGAGAGAAUAUCAGAUGUGAGCUCUCCAAACCUUUCAGUGACAAGCCCUAAGAAGCCUAAUUUGGAGUUCACCUUGGGCAGGUCACAUUGAUAUCUCUAUGCAUGUGUGUGUACUCAUUUUGAAAUGAUUAUAUGUGUCUGAAAGGGUGAAGAGAGAAUCUGGUACCCUUUCAGAGGGAAAAAAAAUAUCAUCAGAGAAAAAGAAAAGGAAAAGAAAAGUAAAGAGAAAAGGAGAAAAAGAGAGCUAAAGAAAGACAAGGAGACAAGAAAGACAGAAAGCAACAAAAGGAGAAGGGUGGAAAAGCAUGUCUUUCCUAUCAAGCUCUAUGAGACGAGAUCUCCAAAUCCCAGAUAUUAUAAUAUUUCUAUGAAAUUAUGAAAUCUAAUUGAUUUUGUAUGUUUUUGGGUUUUAGAGGGAGAAGAAAAGGAGAUAGAGAGAGAAUGACCUUUAACUAUUUUAAGUAUCAAGUGAUUCUUGGUAAUUGUAAUGGAACCUCUUUAUAAAAUAGUUUGGAAUUU